Mya arenaria is the source of this 2027-nucleotide messenger RNA. Its product is annotated as kelch-like protein 25. Gene Ontology annotation, molecular function: protein binding. The coding region runs from base 185 to 1897 and encodes 570 amino acids. Lineage: Eukaryota; Metazoa; Mollusca; Bivalvia; Myida; Myidae. The record is from RefSeq and is a predicted model, not a curated record. The transcript has 4 exons.
UAUUUCUAAUACAAUUACAAAAUGAAUUACUUGCAUCGAUUAGAAUCGAAGAGUUUAAAUAGAGCACAGCAUAUAAGCGCUGCAUCUACCAAGAUUACUGUAUUUAUUACUGUACAGUACGGAUAAUAAUAUUAUUUCUCUCAAAGAACUCAACGAUGAAGGUGGGAUUAAGUUAGGUCGUUAAAUGGAGAACAAGUUUAUUGAGCGGUACCUUCAGUGCCUGUCCACAGGGGUCAGGGAGGUGUGGCAGGAUGGGAGCUUUUCUGAUGUUGAGGUCAAGGUCACAGGACGCACAUACAGCUGUCACAGGAUCAUCCUCGCCUCUCUCUCGCAAUACUUCCAGGCAAUGUUUCGGUCUGGGAUGAAAGAGAGUCUGGCCGGAUGUGUGGAGAUACACAGUAUGGAGGCUGGGAUAUUUGAGGCUGUGUUACGGUUCAUGUACACAGGGGACAAUGUGGUACAACGAGACAAUGUGGAAAGCCUGCUGCAAGCUGCCGUCAUGCUUCAGAUACCAUCACUUGAAGAUAUAUGUGAGAGCUUUCUCAAAAAACAAAUAGGUCCUGAAAACUGUCUUGGAAUCUGGAGGUUAGCAUCUAGUCUCAACUGUUUCAGUCUUGCUAAAAAAUGCUGGACAUACAUUCUUGAAUUCUUCUCUGCAGUUCUAAUCUCUGAUGAAUUUCAUCAGAUUUCUGCUGAUAAUCUCAUUGAAAUUAUAAAUGAUGAUGAUCUUAAUACUCCCUCGGAGGAGGCAGUGUGUGACGCUGUGUUGAAGUGGGUGGACUUUGACCCCAACAACAGAAGGCAGGAGCUCGGGAAACUGUUUCGUAAUGUGCGCUUUCCUCUAAUCUGUGUAAAGUAUGUGAAGGAGCUCAGGAAGAAGGACAUUGUCCUAGACUCGGAGGAGUGCAAUGAUAUGUUGAAAGAUGUCUUCCUCUACCUCACAUCAGAGUCUGAUGAUCCUGAAUCCGAGCUUCCAAACUACCUGUCUGAGAUGUCGCGGAAGUGUCAUCACAGGCAGGAAGAGAUGAUGUGCAUUGUGGGUACCCGCAGUCGACACCCCAACCCUCAGGCUACUGAGAUAAAAUGUUUCAGUUUUAGGCGUGAUGCUGAAUACUCUCUUGCUGCAUUGCCAGAGGAGCCAGGGGCUUGUUUUGGUAUAACAAAGUGCAGAGAUGAUGUGUAUGUGUCUGGUGGCUACCAUGGAGGAGACCUUGUGCUAAAGUACAAGAGCAGUGACAACAGGUGGCAGCACUGUACCCCAAUGCUGGAGGGGCGGUGGGGACACUCUAUGGUGGAAGUGAACGGCUGUAUAUAUGCCAUUGGGGGAAGCACUCGCGUACCACAAACCCUCUCUAGCAUAGAAUGUUAUGACCCAAAGUUGAACCAAUGGAAAAUUGUUGGUGGACUUGUCAUACCAGUGUCUUUCAUGCCAACAGCAGCAAUAGGAAAUAGAAUUUAUAUUUUUGGUGGAAAAAUGAUGGACAGGACUUUGUCAACAAAACUACAGUGCUUUGACACUGUUACUAAGCACUGUUUCAUCCUUGAUGAAAUGCCCCUUGUCUCUUCAACGGCCAGUCGUGUAGCUGUUAUAGAGAACACAGUUUACAUAUUUUACAGACAUGGAGACAUCAUGGAAUUUAAAGAGGGUGGCAGAACGACUGUUGUUGGCAACAUGCCACAUUUUGACCAUUAUGGAGUAGUCCCACAAGAGGGUCAGAUACUGAUUGUUGGCUGCCAGAGUAAUCAGUAUUCCACUGUGAUGUUUAAUCCGUCCACGCGUGAAAUGGCCCCAUAUUGCAGGACUGUCAAGGCAGCUCUCUGCAAUUUUUACUGCCUCCCGAUCACCAUGAGCCGACAACACAUGUCCUCAAAUACAGACCAACAAUCACAUACUUGACCUGCCAUACUUAAUACUUGGAAAGCAGUGAUAUAUGUUUCGGGCAGAUUGAGAGGUGUAGAUUGAAGCCUAUUCUUCAUCUUUUUAAAGCAGUCCUAAUUAAUGGACACAAUAAAUCUUUUUUUCUUUA